GUGGUCUUUCCUAAGGUCAUGGUUGACGCGAGAGAUCAAAAACUACCAGUUUUCUACGCUGGCACUAUCAAUAUUGGAUAUUGGACCUCAGAAAGGGCUAGGAAUUAAAAUCAGUUGCAUUUUAAGAUUUAGUUAUUGGAGGUGCUACUUUGAGAUGCUUACACCACAAGGAUUAUUCAUUAGCCACCUAAGUUUGAUCUGUCAUGGUCAAAAUAUUCGUAAAUACUCUGAGAAGGUCAAAACGGGUAUCAUGCUUCUCAAUAUGGGUGGUCCUCAAACUACAAACGAUGUGUAUCCUUUCUUGAGGCGUCUCUUCUCUGACAAGGAAAUUAUCCGUAUGCCAUUCCAAGAUUCUCUGGCACGAUUUGUAGCUCUGAGGAGGUCUCCGAAGAUUGAACGCCAGUACUCCCACAUAGGAGGAGGGUCUCCCAUACUGUACUGGACUAAAUUACAAGGUGAAAUGAUGACUCGGCACUUAGAUACAAUCAGUCCGGAAAGUGCCCCUCAUAAGUUCUACGUUGCAUUCCGUUACGUUCAUCCUCUUGUAGAAUCUUGCGUUAAUGAAAUGGAAAAAGAUCGUGUUGAACGUGCUGUUGCCUUCAGCCAGUAUCCGCAGUACAGCUGUACGACUUCAGGCAGUAGCUUUAAUGCCAUUGUUCGUCACUAUUUAAGUACGAAGAAAAUUUUCAAUGGAGUUGAAAGCAUUGAGCUUCCUCCGGUUCAAAAUAACAAUCCAGGACCAGUUUGGUCAUUCAUUGACAGGUGGCCAGUUUCUCCUCAUUUGGUUAAAACCUUUGCCAAUAAAAUUCUUCAGGAACUUCAUAGUAUUGAGGAUGAAACAGAACGGGCAAACACUGUCUUGCUUUUUAGUGCUCAUUCAAUACCAAUGUCCGUCGUAAACCGUGGUGAUCCAUAUCCCCAAAAUCUUGCGUUAAUGAAAUGGAAAAGUAAUUUGGUCGUUUCUGAUGAAUUAGUUCAGUUUAGAGAUCGUGUUGAACGUGCUGUUGCCUUCAGCCAGUAUCCGCAGUACAGCUGUACGACUUCAGGCAGUAGCUUUAAUGCCAUUGUUCGUCACUAUUUAAGUACGAAGAAAAUUUUCAAUGGAGUUGAAAGCAUUGAGCUUCCUCCGGUUCAAAAUAACAAUCCAGGACCAGUUUGGUCAUUCAUUGACAGGUGGCCAGUUUCUCCUCAUUUGGUUAAAACCUUUGCCAAUAAAAUUCUUCAGGAACUUCAUAGUAUUGAGGAUGAAACAGAACGGGCAAACACUGUCUUGCUUUUUAGUGCUCAUUCAAUACCAAUGUCCGUCGUAAACCGUGGUGAUCCAUAUCCCCAAGAGGUAGGUGCUACUGUCCAUGCAAUCAUGGAACAACUCAAUUUCUCGUGGCCUUACCGUCUUAUCUGGCAAUCAAAAGUCGGCCCAGUUACCUGGUUAGGUCCGUCAGCAACUGAUACUCUGCAUGGGUUGAGUCGUCUGGGGCACCGACAUGCACUUUUGGUUCCCGUUGCAUUUACUCAAGAUCAUAUUGAGACCCUCUAUGAAAUGGACGUAGAAUACUGUACAGAGGUAGCAUCUAAAGCUGGUAUGGUUUCUGUACGCAGAUCGAAAUCACUGAACGACGACCCUAUUUUUGUUCAGGGUCUCGCUGAUUUGGUUUUCAAGCACCUUCGUCGAGGUGAACCGUGUACACGACAAUUCAUGCUUCGCUGUCCAAUGUGCACUAACCCAUCCUGUGAGACUACAAGAACAUUUAUUGCAGCACAACAAGGGCGUAUAAAUGACUGGACAGUUUCCCAUUUACAUAACUCUGAACCUGUUUCGCUAGCUAAGCAUAAAUAAAGCCGAAACCGCUUUUUUAUUGUUUAAGAAAGGAAUCCCUUGUUCUAUAUGUCCUUAUUUGUUUGAUAAUUAUUCUUAGUUAAGUUUUUAUAACCCUUUAUGGUUAUUCUUAAUUAAACAAGUCGAUGCAAUGACUCAAGUUCAAGAGUAACAUCUAAUUUAAAGUAGUCCUCAUCAGUUCUUAGAAAUAUUUGAAGAAGAUUUAUUCUCUUCAGCGUCAUCAUUCUCAAAACUUAUAGUCUAGUAUUAAAUGCUACAGCAGAAAAGCAUAAUUUAAAAAAUAUCUUAGUAAAAUUAAAUUUUGUUUACUUAUCAGAAGAUCGAAAAAGAACAACUGAAUUUAAAUUAAAGAAAGCCUGUCAGGUGGAUUUUCUAAUACUUUUGACUGUUUAUUUCUCUUUUGUGAUACAUACCACUAGUUAAGUAAAGGAACUUACUAAUCUGAAAGAAAUGUUUCAGGUACUCUACUUUAUCCCACUUCUAUCAUUCUGAGGUUAGUAUUUGAUAGACAGUUCAACAACUUAUUCACCACCUACAGGGCCCUCAUUACCCACUAGCCUACCAUAUCAGUUAAGUGUUGGUGUACAGUGAAAUCCGUCAAAUUGAUUCUCAAAAAUAGUUCGAUCUUGAGGUUUUCAGAUUCAAAAAUGUCCAGUUUAUGAUAAUUCCAUACAACCAACUCUACAGUGGCUCAUAUACGGUUGUAUCGUAUUGUAAUGAGUUAGUCCACCGAUAAAUAAUGAUGUAACUGAAUCUAAUACAAGUUUCUUUGAAGAAAAUUAUCUCUCGAUACAAAUUUAAGACUUGUGUGCAUUUGCGGAACUCAGUACAUUGGUCGCACGGAGAGACGUGUCUACCCGAAUGGUUGGGCACCUAGCCAGUGGCUGAUGCAUGCCGGGAAGAAGACCCCAUGGAACUCGAUAACGAAACACCCAAUGGACUCGUGCAUGGUAUUCAUACCUGUGAGUCUUUUACGGUUACCAGCAGACAGCAAAAUAAGAAAUCCCUUUGAUGGUGUUGUGUUUUAUGAGCUGGAUUGUUUAAUCGUGAAGCUUUCGUUAUCACUCUAGACAAUAUCAUCAGCGCAAACUUCGGAAAGGGGUAGGCUAUUAAGUUUUGAGAACAAGUUGCUUAGCAGCUUGUAAUGCUGACCUCAAGUGUGGCUGUCUCCAUGAUUUGUUGUCCUGAUGGCCUGAAAUUCGACCUCCUUGUUAUUUUUUAUUGGUUGACAGAUUAAGUCAGCGUCAAUAUGUCUGUUAAUUGUUAACUGACCUGAAUACCAAGCUUCUAAACAUUCUGUGGCAUUCUUUGUAUUUUUUUUAUCCAGCCAAAUUCACGUCCAGUUGUCCGUAUGCAUUAAUAUAAGCGAAGAUAUGUCAUGACACUUCACUGCUAGUUAGUGUUCAUGUAGACGGAUGCGAAGAGGGCGGGCUUCCACUCUAUCCGAUGUAGUGUUUUUCGCAUCUUCUGCAGUUUAUUUUGUAAAUAAUGUUUGGUUUGUCUUCCUUCUGUAUUGUAUCUUUGGCCUGCAUAACAGCGAGUGAAGAGAAUUUUUUGGGCCUGUGAGAUACAACGAUUUCAAGAGGCUUCAAUAAUCUAGCCGUGAUCUCGGAGACGUUCUUCACGUAUAGUAGGACGAUCUAUUUGUUAGUUUUCUAGAUCGACUUCUUGGUUAGUGACGAAUGAUGUAAACAUCUUUUGAUGAAGUUGUGUGAAUAGUCGUUCUUCUGCAAAACAGUCAUCAAAUAGUUUUAUUCUUUUCUCUUCGGGGUUAUUGUACUACUAUGUGUUGUCGUUCUUUUGAACAACGUUUUCAUACAAGCGAUUUUGUGUGCUGUUGGUUUGGUAGUUGAGGAUUUGGACCGUAUGAGUUGAAUUUCUGUAUACUUCAGUUUUCAAUUUAGAUGAAUGUGUUCUGAUGAUCACAACAUCUAGAAAUGCAAGUUUGUAAUUUGAUUCCUCUCCAUCAAAAUUAUCCUCGUGAGCUACAAAUUCUGUCCAUCGUCUAAGAAACUGUUUCCAAUUAGAGAAGCCUGUACGAUUCGGGUUUUUGGACCAAACCUCUGCAUUCAGAAGGAAACGGUAGUCAGUUUGAAUCUACCAUACUAGGAAUUCCAGCGUCGUCCAGUCAUAUUCGAUCUUCCUUACUUGCUCUUCACUCUUAAUUAUCAGCCGUCUUAUAUUUUUGUUUUUCUUCCUUCAUUUGUUUCGCCUAAUUAACCUUAUUCCUACUCCUAUUGUUAUCAUUAUUAUGCAUCUCAAUACACACCUGGUUUUCCUACAAUAUCUGCUUGAGUACUAUUAAGUAUCUUGUCUUGAAUGACGUAAUCUACCCUCAGUCGAUUCAGUUCUCACUCCCGUGUCAACAUAUUAUUAUAAAAAUUAUUUUCCUACCUGAAAUCUUUAUGACCCUUAGACUGCACUAUUAUCCAAACUCAUAGUUAAUCAUGUAACUUAUCCAAAACCCAUUUAGUUUUACAUCCAUUUCUGCCCUUUGACCUUUAAAACUUUAUUUCUAUGCUGUUACACCAAAAUCGAUAUCUCGGUGUACGUAAUAUAUUGAGGUAUGUAUGCUUUUUUGCAUUUUUUAACGGUAUAUAUAAUCAAGUAUUACAGAGUGUCCAGUUGACAUUUAUGAAUUCAUUAAAUACUGUUUUCUUUCACA
Molecule: messenger RNA, 4502 nt
Organism: Heterobilharzia americana
Lineage: Eukaryota; Metazoa; Platyhelminthes; Trematoda; Strigeidida; Schistosomatidae
Source: the annotation of a GenBank genome assembly